Molecule: messenger RNA, 1832 nt
Organism: Triticum dicoccoides
Lineage: Eukaryota; Viridiplantae; Streptophyta; Magnoliopsida; Poales; Poaceae
Product: putative F-box/kelch-repeat protein At1g12870
Exons: 2
Coding region: 141-1556 (471 amino acids)
Molecular function (GO): protein binding
Source: RefSeq, a predicted model, not a curated record
AAACGAGUCAACGGAACGGUCCAGUAAGAACCCUACCCGAUCAAUUUCCUGAAAUCCUGAAGCUCACGAACCGCCGCCGCUAUCCCCCGAUCCCCAAUUGCGCCUCCACGCGCAAACCCUUUCCAAUCGAGCUUGCAGCCAUGGCCAGUCUGCUGGACGGCGACGAUACCAACGGCAAUAGAAGGAUGUUUCCGAGGGUUAAUGGUACAUCUCCAAAAAUGCCGGCUAAUGAUGUGAGGAAAAUAAAGAAGAGGAUUUCACAGAGGAUGCAAAGGACGGGGAGUAUGCCACAGAGGAUGCAAAGGACGAUGAGUGUGCCACAAAGGAAGCAAAGGGCGAUGAGUUUGCAGCCUAUAAGCGAGCUGUUGUUGGACGUGAUGGUGUGGGAGAUCUUAAUCCGGCUGCCCGUAGAGUCCCUGGUGAGGUUUAAGUUGGUUAGCAAGGCCUGGUACGCUAUCAUCUCCGACCCUGUUUUUGUUCGUGCGCACCUCCAGUGCUCCAAAGAGAAACAACAUCGCAACCCGUCUUCCUUCCUCGUCACCCCCCAGAUUUAUCUGGAACCAAAUCCUUCCGGUCUUUUCUCCACCAACAUCCGUUUCUACCUGUGGUCUUUACAACAAGAUGACAUGAGCAGGAGCAGUAGUAGUGCAACACUCCUUUAUGGGAGGCAGUUCCCCACUGGUGAGUUUGGGCUGGUGUCCCAAAUGGCACACUGUGAUGGAUUGGUGUUGCUCCCCACAAACACCAACACUUAUGUCUUCAACCCAGCAACUAGAGAUGUUGUUGCGCUGCCCAGGUGCCACCGCAAUAUGUUGCAGCAUCCCAGCUGCCUUCCAAUUGGUUUGGGCCUUGAUGUUUCCACUGGAACAUACAAGGUUGCACGGUCUUUCUACCGUUCCGGUGAUUACAGUUCUGUUGCAAUGGGGAUGGAGGUCUUCACUAUUAUUGGUGAAGAGGGCCACUGGAGGGAAACGUUGCUGGAUCCACCAUACCCUAUUGUGUGUCCGCAAACUGCCAUUCACUGCAAGGGUUCCCUGUUCUAUUUCAUAGAUAAGAAAAAUCAGCGAUGCCCCCCGCAGGCGCUGCUUCGUUUCUGCCUUCAAGAUGAAACAUUUGGUAUCACUCCAUUGCUUAACAACGUGUACCCUACAGUUGAAGAUGAUGAUAUUGUUCUCCAUGAGCUUGACGGGGAAUUAUGUGCUACUUUCUUUAGCAAGUGUGUGCAACGAGUAUUGGUCUGGAUGGCAAGAGAUAUUGUGAAUCCGGAGUGGGAUUGCCAUUAUGUAAUCAAUGUCUCAGAUCACUGCUGUCCAGUGGCCUCACUUAGCGUCACUGGUGGGUUUCUCUUACGAAGAGGUCAUUGUCUUAUCCGUUAUUACAUGAAAGCUCAUGGUGUAAAAGAAGAGGAUACGUUUGAUAUGGAUGACCUAAGGUUCCUUGGGCCCAGUGAAGAUACCUUGGGCCAUGCAUGGGAAAAUUUAUGUGUGUUUGAACUACUUUAUUACACUGCAAGCCUUGUUCCUAUUACUCCUAAGGCGAGCUUACAAGCCUUAUAAGAUGUUGGAUUGUCUACAAACUCAUGCCUGCCUUAUUCAAUGGAUCAUGAAUGUUUCUCUCAGGCAAAGGAUGAAUAAGAUGAAUCAUGAUGACGAUUUACAGAGUCUGUUUAAUGUUGUACGGGGCACUUAAACAAGCUUCUGUUCAUGUUUUUCCUGUUGUUUUCAUGCAAACUGUAUUCUUAUGGUGGUCUUGGGUUGUAUCAAAGUCUCAAAUUUCAAAUUCUGUUUCUGUGGAACUGAUUCUCUAUUGAAUAAUUAUCAAGUUAAUCAUUA